Anisakis simplex (herring worm) is the source of this 1785-nucleotide messenger RNA. The record is from the annotation of a GenBank genome assembly. Lineage: Eukaryota; Metazoa; Nematoda; Chromadorea; Rhabditida; Anisakidae.
AUGCUAAUGGAAUGCAUCCCUCGAAUACUGGACGGCAAAUGGGCAAUGGAUGUCUAUUGGUGGCGUCAAGAGGGCGUACUGAAUACACUGCCGAUCAUUUCAAUGGCCCUAUCUUGUCAGACACAACUGUUUUGUGUGGCCGAUUGUGUGAAAGAUGCCGAGACGCGUAAAGUGGACACGAUUGUUUCGGGUGCAGUCAAUAUUUGCAGUUCAAUUUAUGCGGCAGUAGGUUUAUUCGGCUAUGUGGCCUUCAAUGAUCAACAGCUACACGGUGAUAUUCUGCUCUAUCUACAUCCAUCAAUACUAACACAAGCACUGAAGCUAAUGUUCAUGCUAUCGGUGGCGGUUAGUGUGCCGUUAAUGUUGUUUCCAUGCAGAAAUGCCGUCUAUAAUUUAUUCUUCCGCACUGAAUUCAAUAAGUAUGGUGUUAGUGAAAUGUCAACAGUCACCUAUAUUGCACUGACAUUCACGAUACUCGUUGUGGAUUUGCUCAUUGCUGUGGUCAUACCAAAUGUUGAGUUCAUUCUUGGUCUGACGGGUGCCUUGAUUGGUUCAUUAGUGACAAUUAUCAUUCCGUCAGUUCUCUUCAUUGCUGUUUGCCCAUCAACCACUAAAUCAAAUCAGUCGUUGAUAUUAUACGCAAAACUAUCGACAGUAGUCGGCAUAUUGAUGCUGGUUUGCGGCACUUGGGCUGUUCUCAAUACAGAACGACAAUCCACUGUUAUUGACGUUAUUCUACCAAAGCAAGUGAUUGAUUAUCCGAAUGAUGUCGAGAAAUCGGCGAUACUUCAAGCUGGAAUCGACCGAAUAAAAGAUGACAUUAUGAUGAAACAAAAUGGAACAGGUCAUUUACUAGUGGAUAAGAAGGUGAAAGUGGACGAUAUUGAAAAGAAGAAAGAAGAGAUUAGCGAAGAGGCGAGGAAGAUAUUAGCCGAAAUGAAAGAGCAACGAAAAGAACAAGAUCAAAUGAUCAAGGAACAACAAAAAUUGGUUAAAGAAUUGAACGAACAUCACAAUAUGCAUAUAGAAGUUGAAAAAAGGACCGCUGUUAAAGACGGAAUGAAUUUAUCACAAAGUGAUAUGGUUUCUAAAAAUUUAUCACAAACGAAUUCGAAUGAUAGUAAAGAUCAAGUUGGAGUGGAAUCGAAAAAAGUGUUCAGGCGAGAGACUUCGUUGGAACAAUCGGCUAGCAGUCGAUUGCAAAGUAACGUCAACCAAUCGCCAAAGGUCGUUAAUGACAACGGAAGCAUCCAAGUUAGAUCGCUAAAUGCUGUUAGCCAAGAGAAGCAACCGAGCAGUGAAACGAAUCAGAAAACGGGUGAAGUCAAAACUGAACAAUUGAAUGAGCAGAAGAAGUAUUCUUUGAGUGAUGCGAAAACAGCGGCAUCAGUAAUCGGGCAAAGUGACAUGUCUCUAAAGAAAACUGAAAACGUUUCGGUCGAAAAAGUUGAUGAAAAUAAGCGACACGAAACAAUGGGUAACAGUCUCAUGCUGAAUGUGAGCUCAGAAGCCAAUCCGCCGAUCAUGGAAGAUGAAGCGAAACGUCGUUUUUCACAAGAUAUCAACGUUCAGCUGAGGUCAGUUGCUGAAAUAAAGCAAAGUGUUGUCACAAAUAAUGUGCCCGAGAAGCCAUCAUUGGAACCAGCCGUCUCUAAAAAUGACCUCAAGAUGGUAGGGAAUCUGAGUACUGCUAGAGAACUGCCAGCGACCAAAAACGACCCAAAUCUACAAAAGAGUUCUAUCGUUGAAAAAGUUGCAUCAAAGAAUACCGAUAAAGAAAUCUGA